Molecule: messenger RNA, 4302 nt
Organism: Closterium sp. NIES-65
Lineage: Eukaryota; Viridiplantae; Streptophyta; Zygnematophyceae; Desmidiales; Closteriaceae
Source: the annotation of a GenBank genome assembly
AUGCAAGUGUUACUGGAUCGCACACUCAACUACAAUUGGCUUGAAAGACCAGUGAACAACAUGAUUUACAGUAUAAGCCUGCGCAACAACCAGCUGAGCGGCUGUUUGCUGCAGCCCAUCCCGCCAUCCGUCAAGAAGUACCAGCUAGACAGCAACUUCUUCUCCUGCGGCUUCUCCUCUCCGCCCGACUGCUCCCAGACCAUCAUAGCCGUGCAAGCCAACUGCCUCGGCGCCACUUACGUGCCUCCCUGCCCCAUGGACCCCCAGCGAGUGACAGAGGUCUGUGCGUCCUUCUGCGGCCUCUCUGCCACCUCGCUUCCUUGCGCCGGGCACGGCACAUGCUUCUAUUCUGGUCCCAACAGGAUCCCCACGUGCGCCUGCAACACCGGGUAUACCAACGGGGAGCUCCCAGGGACGUGCGUGGCUGUUGCUGCUGCCGGUGGUGCUACUCCUGCUGACUUCUCCCUUCUGACCUCGAUAAGUGUUGCUUCUGGCGAUGGUGGCGGUGCGGCGAUGGCGGUGAGUGGAGCAGCAGCGACGCAGCCGGAUAACAGCGUGGUGCUGACGAGCAACCAGGAGGCGGCGUGGGGAGCGGCGUUCCUGGUGUCGCGCGUGCGCCUCUUCUCCUACGCCGUCAAGAACCACUCGUGCGGCCGCGAGAUCGCCCUCAAGCUCUCCUUCUCCUUCUCCAUCGCCCCGGCCACCGCCAGCAACGGCGUCGACAAGGGCGGCCUCGCGUUUGUAAUCGCGGCAACGAAUGCCGUCCCUGGUGGUGACGGCAGCACGUUGGGUUACUCCGGCAUGAAUGAGCGCAGUAUCGCAGUGGAGUUCGACACGUUUCAGGAUGCAAGCAGCAGCGACCCGGACAGCAGCCACGUGGGCAUCAACAUCGGUGGCUCCGUGGUUUCUAUCUCCACUGCGGCCGUGCCAGGGCUCAACUCAGGGAGCACCAAGUAUGCAUGGAUCGACUACUCUCCGGGGAAAGGCGGGCUGCUGGCGGUGUAUGUGGGUACUACGGCCUCUCGCCCCGCGAAGCCGGUUCUCAGGCGCAGCGUGUCGCUGUGUGGAGUGCUGAAGCCCACAUUUGAGGAUGCAACGUUUGUGGUUGGCUUCACUGCGGCGUCGUCUGACCCCCCUCAAAAGCACACAGUGUUGCAGUGGUCGCUGGAUACAGAUUUUCCAACCCAGGACACCGUAACAGCCCUGCCGCUGGGCUUCACGCUAGCAGAGGCCUCAUUCACCACCUCAGGAGUCAACCUCUACUUCCGCUACGCCAGUGCCGGUGCGCUGCAACCCCCUGCAGGAGCAGCACCAGGGGCGAGCACGGACGUGGAGCAGCAGUGGGCAGUGGCGACCAACAUGACAUGGGUGCGCACAGACCUGCUGCCCAACUGGUCAGUGCCCAACCAGGCGGGGUGUGGCAACUGCUGGGCUUACGCUGUCGUGGCCAGCAUAGAAGCCGCCUACGCCAUCCUCUCAGCCAAUGGCUCUCUGCCUGUCUUCUCCGUUGACUCGCUUGUUGCCGACAUGAAGGCUGACUGUUCCGGAGGGUCCCCCUCCAAGGCCUUCCAGUACCUGCUUUCUGUUAGCAAGCGCGGCGGCGGGCUGGAGGUGCAACAGGUUGGAGGAGGAGGAGGAGCAAGGGUAAGGAAGGGCGGAGGGAGGGGUGCGACGGGUGUGGCUGUGGCAGCAGGAAGCGGCGAUGCGGUGGGGUUGCAGGGGAAACAAGGGAAACAGGGGACACCGACAGCAGCAGCGGUGGCGGCAGCUGCGGCAGCAGCGGGUCAGAGUCCGCUGUGCUCGCCGUUGCUGAAGCCGAUAGCAGCUCUGUUUGGAGUGAACUGCACGCCACCCAAGCAGAGAACGGGACCCACUGUGGUGCGUCCGGGCUACAGCAUAACGGGCUUUGAGCGGGCGGCAUUCUACAGCUGGUUCGGCCUGGUGCUGGCGGUGCAGCGGCAGCCAGUGGUGGUGCACAUAGAGGCGUCUGCUGAUUCCUUCCUCAACUACGAUGGGCUACACAAGUACCAGGACCCAGCGUGCUUCACGUACAACCUGAACCACGUGGUGCUGCUGGUGGGGUACCGACUGGUUGGGUUUGACGAAGCCUUUCCCCACAUGGCGCCACCUUAUUGGAUCAUCCGCAACUCAUGGGGGCCUGAUUGGGGCGAUGGGGGCUACAUGCUCAUGGACAUCCAGGGAGGGGAUGGCGUGUGCGGCAUCAACACUCUGCCGGGGAUCUACCCCAUCGUUCUUGACAAGCAGGACCCGUGCAAUGGCCGCGCGCACCACGAUACAAUCGGUGCCGUGUUGAACCCGUGUGGCAACUUUGCGUGCACUCGGACUGCUGACGGCAAGUCCAACCGCUGCGACUGCAACACCGCAACCGAUGGCCGAUUCAUUGAGGCCAUCAACACCGAUGGCUCCCGCACCUGUGCCUACGUGGAUGCCUGUGCAGCGCAAAUCCGCAACCCGUGUGCGGUGGGCACGUGUGUGAAUGACGGGGCGGGGUCGUACUCGUGUGUGUGUCCACCGGGCUUCAGGCAGGGCACCACCGUCGAUGGCACCUUCUCCUGUGCUCCCGGCAGCACCAACGGCACCUACACCGUUAUCUCAAACAAUGUCAAGUGCUCAGACGUCUUUCCCAUCUACGGACUCUCUCUGGAGCAACUCAAGCAGCAGAACCCGGCCAUCGCGUGUGAAGCGCCUCUACCGCUGGGCUCGGUGCUGCAAGUGGCCCCGCCCACCACCGUCACGCCCUGCACUGUCUACUACACCACUGAGGAAGGAGACACCUGUGAGGCCCUGGCGACCUACUUCGCUCUGGCCAGCACCUGCCCGUCCCCCGAGUGCACGGCAGCCUUGCAGGCGCUCAACCCGGGGGUGGACUGCAGCGCCAACAGCGGGCAGCUGCCGGCGAGCCAGGCGGUGUGUGUGGAGCGGCGGGCGGAGAUGGCGGGGGUGGUGGCGCUGUGCUCGCAGUAUUACUUCGUGGAGAGCGCCGAGACGUGCGAGUCCAUCCGCAACGUGCCCGACCCGCCUCUCUCCCGCGUCGACUUCUACCGCCUCAACCCCGGCAUCAAGUGCAGCCGCCUCGUGCCCAAGACCGACGUUGGCAGCUUCACCGGCUUCGAGGCCUGUGUUGGGAGCACGGACAGUCUUCUGCAGGGGACGUGUCCCCGUGCUACUGCAAUUACAAUCGGCACUGGUGAUCGCUGCACCGCAAUUCAGGUCAAAACCCCUCUCAACGCCAUGGCUCGUAAGCGCAAGAGCGCCGCUGAAGCCGCCAGCGCCACCCCGCGGGAUCUCACUGAGAUCCCGUAUAUUGCUUGGAUGCACAAGCAGCUUUCCUCUGGGCGCAAGCCGACAGGCCCGCAGCCAUGGGACACUCCUUCGCGUGGCGACACCUCCUACCAGGCCCCCCGUGACGUCCCGACGUGCGGGCGCCGUAACGCCGACCGUGUGGCGUCUUCGCGCAGUCCCGACGCAACCACGUAUGACGAGGGUGAGGACGACGCGGACUACAACGAGGAGGCAUACUGCACGGACGACGACGCGGACUCCGGAGAAGAGCCUGACAAGGGCAUGUCAGACUCGGAUGCGGAGAGCGACGACGACGACGCCAUCAAGGAAUCGCAGCCCGCAACUCCGCCUGUUCGCCGCGGUCGUGGUAAGGCUGGACCGGGAGAGAAGGGCGCCACGGUUGGCGGGGAGCCCCCCCGCCGUCCACCAAAGACCCGGGAGCCCAUGCCGGUGAAGUGCAGUGUGUGGUCGCCCACGGAGAGCACGAUUCUCGUGGCCGCCCGCUGGUUCAUGAAGGAUGAGCUGGAGCCGCUUCUGGGAAAGCAGGGAUCCCAGUAUUGGGCCCGCCUCGUGCGCCACAUCGAGAGCGAAAAUGAAGGAUGGGUCCGCGGCGUCCACGCCGUGCAGAAACAGUGGCGCAACCUCGUCCAAAUGUACAAGCAGCUGCAUAAGGCGGACAAGGCCUCUGGCAACGGCGUGGUGUGUAAGCCGCCAUGGUGGCAGUACAUGGUGUUAUUUCAGAACAACCGUGCAGUCGCAGCGCCUCACGCCGUCGCCGCCGGUGGUGCCACGCACGUGAAUGCGCCGACCGGAUUCGCGGUGCCGUCUACAUCCGCGCCCUGCACCUCAACGCCCACGUUCACUGGUGAGCAACUUCCGCGUGCUUUGCACGUGUUCUCUAUGUUUGUACAAACAUCUCGGUGUGAACUAUCAUUAUCAUUUACGCUUUACAUCAUACGGCACAUCAUCUCUCCGAACUCAAUGUCUUCCCUACUGUAA